This is a messenger RNA of Closterium sp. Yama58-4, 4065 nucleotides long. NCBI's taxonomy places the organism in Eukaryota, Viridiplantae, Streptophyta, Zygnematophyceae, Desmidiales, Closteriaceae. The record is from the annotation of a GenBank genome assembly.
AUGAUUGCUACGAAGGCGCUGGCGCUUGCUCCGCUGGCGCCUAACGCGCUGGCGCCUAACGCGUCGGUGCCUAGCGCGCUGGCGCAAAUCGCGCUGGCGCCAAACGCGCUGGCGCCUAACGCUCUGGCGCCUAGAACGCUGGCGCCUAUCGUGCUGGCGCCUAAGGCGCUGGCGCUUGCUGCGCUGAUGCCUUGCGCGCUGGCGCCUAGCGCGCUGGCGCCAUGUGCGCUGGCGCCUAGCGCGCUGGCACCUAACGCUCUGGCGCCAUGUGCGCUGGCGCCUAGCGCGCUGGCGCCUAGCGCGCUGGCGCCUAACGCGCUGGCGCCUAACGCGCUGGCGCCUAGCGCGCUGGCGCCAACGCGCUGGCGCCUAGCGCGCUGGCGCCUAACGCGCUGGCGCCUAGCGCGCUGGCGCCUAGCGCGCUGGCGCCAAACGCGCAGGCGCCUAGCGCGCAUGCGCCAAGCGUGCUGGCGCCGAGCGCUGGCGCCUAGCGCGCUGGCGCCAUGUGCGCUGGCGCCUAGCGCGCUGGCACCUAACGCUCUGGCGCCAUGUGCGCUGGCGCCAUGUGCGCUGGCACCUAUCGCGCUGGCGCCUAACGCGCUGGCGCCUAGCGCGCUGGCGCCAACGCUGGCGCCCAGCACGCUGGCGCCUAUCGCGCUGGCGCUUAGAGCGCUGGCGCCUAGCCCGCUGGCGCCAAACGCGCAGGCUCCUAGCGCGCAGGCGCCUAUCGCCCUGCCGCCUUGCGCGCUGGCGCCUAACGCGCUGGCGCCUAAUGCGCUGGCGCCUGACGCGCUGGCGCCCAACGCGCUGCCGCCUAGCGCGCUGGCGCCUUGCGCGCUGGCGCCUUGCGCGCUGCCGCCUAACGCGCUGCCGCCUUACGUGCUGCCGCCUUGCUGCAGUGAGCUCACGCCUUGCUGCAAGGAGAUCGGGCAUGGAGGCUCGUCGGUGGUGCGCGUGUGCCGGCAUCGCGCCACGGGGGAGAGGUUCGCGUGCAAGAGCAUUCUCAAGGACAACCUCCGCUGCGCCGCUGACGUGGCAGACGUCCGAAGAGAAAUCGAGGUGUUGGAGCAGCUGGGGCACCACGCGCACAUCGUGCAGCUGCACGCCACCUUCGAGGACAUCUCAGCCGUCCAUCUCGUCAUGCAGCUCUGCCACGGCGGCGAGCUCUUCCACGAGAUCGUGCGUCGCGAGCGCUUCUCCGAGGCGGACGCCGCCGUCGUCUUCCGCCAGCUGGCGGAGGCGGUGGCGUUCUGCCACGCGCGCGGCGUGCUGCACCGCGACCUCAAGCCCGAAAACAUCCUGCUGCUGCACCCCGUGGCGGAGGGGGAGGGGGGAGCGGGGGAGGAGGGGGAAGGUGGGGGUGCGGGGGAGCGGGGCAGUGCGGCGGUGGCGGCGGUGGAGGAUUGGAAGCCGCGGGAGCAGGCGGACGAGGAGGGGAACGACGGCGGGCUCACGCCCCCUCCCGGCCAUCUGCUCCGCCACUCCUCGCUCCCCUCCCCCUCCUCCUCCGCCUUCCCCACCUCCCCCCUCCACUGCCUCCCCACCAUUGCAGAUCCCGCCACAACCCCUCCAACGACCUCUCCCCCUUCCGCUUCCGCCUCCGUCUGUCCGCCCUCCCCUUCCCCUCCGCCGCCCCCGCUCCACGUGAAGCUGGCGGAUUUCGGGCUGGCGCUGCACCUGGGGCCGGGGGAGCGCGCGCAGGGCUUCGCGGGCAGCCCAUUCUACGUCGCGCCAGAGGUGCUGGCGCGGCGCUCCUACGACACGUCAGCAGACAUGUGGAGUCUGGGCGUGGUGCUGUACUCGUUAUUAGCAGGCGACCUGCCAUUCGUGGGGGACACAGAGAAGAAGGUGUUCCGCGCCAUUACCAAGGGGCGCCUCAACCUGCAGGCGCCCCCCUGGCCGUCCGUCUCCGCGCCCGCCAAGGCGCUCAUCCGCCGCCUGCUCGACCCCACCCCCGCCUCGCGCCUCUCCGCGCCCCUCCUGCUGCAGCACCCCUGGCUCGCGCACACGCUCCUGCCCCCUGCGCCCGCGCUGCCUGUACCGCAGCCAGUGGGCGCGCGCGAGGGGGAGCCAGCAGGCAUGGGCGCGAGCCCAGCGAGGGAAGGGACGGACUGGAGUGACGAGCGCGCAGGCAGGGUAGGCGGGGCAGGCGGGGCAGCUCGGCCAGCGAGUGCGGGAGGGCGCGUGGCAGCGCUGCAGGUCCCGGACCCACAGCACCCCGCGCCUCUGGCCGCGCCCCAAUCGCCACGCACGCCCUCCCCCCGCCGCGCCCCCCCACCCGUGUCCGCUGCUCGCUCUGCCGCCUCUGCUGCUGCGUCGGCGCUGAGGAGGGCCGCCAGGCACGCCGUGUCAGGCGGCGCAGGCGCGGAGGACGAGGGGGCCUGCCCAGGGGAUGGCGCGGGCGAGGCGAGCAGUCGGCGGCACAGUGGGACGGGUGGGGCGAGCGGGGCAGCAGGGACAGGGAGGACAGGCAGCAGUGUGGGCGGCAGUGCGGGCAACACACCAAACAGCGCCGUGCGGAGCCUGGCAGCGGCGUUUGGGAGGAGUCCAGGGGCGAAGACAGAGGGGACCAAGGCAGAGGGGGGGAAGAGCGGGGCAGGGCAGUCGGGGGGGCCCCAGCGCGAGGGUGUGAGUGCUGGGUCGAGCGACGCGAGUGCUGGCACGAGCAGCAGCACCUUUGGUGGCAGUGGUAGCGAUGGCAACACCAGUGGUGGCAGCGCGAGUGUGAAGGCCGGUGGUGAAGUGCAGAGCACAGCGGGCAGCAGAGGCAGUGGUGGCGCCAACACAGCUGCCCCGCUUUCGCCUGUCCCUUGCGCUCCCUCUCCUGCCCCUGUGGAUCCUCCCCCACUUGCUCCCUUGCACAGCGCCUCAAAUGCCACAUCACAUACUGGCACUGCAGCACCUGCCAUCCUAGCAGCGAUUGCCCUGGCUCUGCUCCUGUCACUGGUGAUGCCGAUGCUGGUGUUGUCAUUGCCACGGACAGAGCUGCUGCUGUGGCAAGUCAAGGAGCAAUGGAUGAUGGCGGCAGCAGCAGCAGCAGCAGCAGAAGAAGAAGCAGCAGGCGAGUCACGAACAGAAGGAGGGCGAGUGGAAGGGGCAGUGCAGGUGGCAGCAGGGGCAGGAGAGAGCGCCUCGCAGGGGGGUGCAGAGGUGUGUGAGGCAGUGGCAGGCGGCACAGGGGAUGGGAGCAUUGUAGCACUGGCAGCAAAGGCUGGUGAAGGACAGGGGGAUGCGGAGGACAGCAGUGGCAGCGAUGGCAGCGGUGAGAAGAUUGGCAUAGCAGGCACAGGAGAUUGCAGUACAAUGGCAGCUUCGUGUGACACACCCAUGCUUAAACCUGAAGCCACAUCCACACCCACUGCUGCACCCACACCGACUCCCACUCCCGAGCCCACACCCACGGCACCUGCUGGUGCUCUGGCUGGUGCUGUUCAGCAGUCCGCCGGUGAGCUGUCAGCCGAGCAGCGCGAGGAGGGUUCAGAGAGAGAGGCGGAUGGCGGUGCGAUUGGCGAGGUGCAGACAGAGAGCGAGGGCAGGGUGGGCGGUGCAGGCAGUGCAGCAGAGAGCGGCGGGGAGUCCGUCUUCAUGGGAGUGGAGGCGUGCUUAGAGGCAACCACAGCAGUCCCUCCAGGGCCUUUGACAGUGCCUGUGCCCGUGCCAGAUGGCACUGCUGUAGCCGGCAGUGCUGUAGCAGGCAGCACUGCAGCUUCAAAGCCGGGAGCAGCAGCAGUAACAGUGGUUCCUCCAGGGGUUUCGUGUGUGGGGGAUGCAGAGUCCAGCCUGAAGCUGCUGCUGCACCCGCUGCGCCUCUCCCCUCGCCGCUCCAUGCGGCGCUCCCUCAGUAGCAGCAGUGGCAGCAGGAAUGGCGAGGUGGGCAGGGAGAGGAGGGGCGAGCUCAAGGGUGGGCAGGGGCAGGAGAAUGGGGGAGGAGGGGGCGGGUCGGAGCAGGUGGUGCAGGCGUGUGUGGCAGGGCCGUUCAAGUGGCGGCCACUCAAGGGCAGUGUGAGUGGCAGGCUGGGGUCGGGCAGGGCUGCUGCUCACAUCGCUCCUCAGCUCCACCACUGA